AUGCCGCUGUCCCAGGGCCACCGCAACGCCGUGUCCUGCCUGGACGCGCCGUCAGACCGGUCCCUCCUGAUUUCUGCAGACGGCGGCCCUGGUGACACGAUGGUGGUGGGAUGGGACCCGGAAUCGGAGCAGGCAGUGUGGACGGCGCGCGACCCACACGCGCGCGGCGUGGCGGCGAUGGCACUUUCCCCCGACGGUCGCGUUCUGGCGACGCUCGGCGCGGUGGCGCCGGGCGGCGGGGAGCAGCAGGAGCUGGCCCUGUGGGGCGUCCCUCAAGCACCCGCAAGCCACGAGCCUGGUGACGUCAGCACGCCGCCCCACGAGCACCCGCCGCGUGAGCUGACGCGCCUGGCGACGACGCCCAUCCCCGGCGGCGACGAGCAGACGUGGGUGCGCUUCAGCCCAGAUGACCCGACAGAGCUCGUCACCAACGGGGCGCGCCGCGUGUACUUCUGGCGAGCGCCGCCGCAGCUGCAGCAGCGCGCCGCGGCGGCGGCGGCGGCUUCGGCGGUGCCGGCAACACCGGGCGCCCCGGGUGCAGCGUCGCAGGGAGCUGUGGGCGGCAGCGGCGGCCGCUGCACGGAGCAACUGGCCCCCAUGUCAUACUAUUCGCCGCCGCUGGCGGCGGCGGAUUUCAGGCAGGCUGUUGGGGCGUUCCUGGCGUCGGUGUUCGUCCCUGGCACAACACAGGCUGUUACGAGCACCGCUGAUGGGGACGUGGUGGUCUGGGAUGAGCAGGGUCUGAGUGCAUCCAACGGCGCACGAGCAUCUGACAGGCACGCCACCAAGGUGAUGCGGCUGCACGAGAAAGCAAUACCCUUCCUGGGCACGGUGGGCGGGUUCGUCGUGACCGGCGGCGCCGACGGCCUGGUGCGGUUCUAUGACAGCUCCCUGCGCCUGGCCGCGUGGUUUGAGGAGCUGCGGGCGGGACCGAUCGCGGCGGUGUCCUUUUCAACGGCAGGGCAAGCCAAGCCAGCCGCGGCCAGCAAGCUCAACAGGUUUGUCUGCCCCGACUUUGUCGUGGCCACGGCCCAGGGCAAGCUCCUCGCCCUUUCCGCCUCUGCCUUCGACGGCGCGGAGCCCCCGCUCGGCGCGGGCCCGCUCGCGGCCAGCGCGGCCAGCAGCGGCCUGGGCCUCGGCGCCGGCGCGGGCGUGCAAGCCGCGCUGCGCGGGGAGGUGCUGGUCGAGGCGCCGGCGCUGGACACCGUGGACAUAGCCGCGCACCCCAUGCGGCCCGAGGUAUUCGUCCUCGGCGCGAGCGGGACCCUGCAGCGCUGGGACGUCGCCGAGCGCCGCUGCGCCGCGUCGCGGCGGCUGCCGCCGGAGUGCAAGCGGGCGCGGGCGGCGGUCGUGGCGCGGGACGCAGCGUUUGUGGCGGUGGGGUGCGAGGGCGGGCACGUGGUACUGGUGGACGCGGGCAGCCUUGAGGACAUUGCCGUGAUGCGCAACAGCGGGCAGCCAAUAGAGAGGCUUGCGACGUCGUCCAACGGGCGGCUGCUGGCGGCCGCGGACUCCGCCCACCACGUGCUGCUGAUGGCCCUGCUGCCGUACAAGGGCACGUCGCACCUGAAGUGGGAGUUUUUGGGCAGGGCCAGGGCGCACCACGGCCCAAUCGUGGCGCUGGCAUUUGGCGAGUCGCCCGCCGGCCAGACGCGCCUGUUCAGCCUGGGCGCGGACGGCCGUGUUAUGGAGUUUGACCUGCGGCCCGGGCCGGGGCCGGCGCUGCGGCUGCUGGCCGCCCACGACGUGGCGGGGCCCGGCGCCGGCGUGCCGAGCGCGCUGUGCUUUGCGCCGCCGAUGCCGUACUGGGCGCGGUCGAGCACCGAGACGCUGCUGCUGGUUGCAGAUGCGGCUUACAAAGUGCGCGCCUUCAACCCCGACAGCCGCGCCAUGCGCGCGACGUUUCAGGGCCCCACGCACGGCGGCCCCAUCACCCGCCUGUUGCCCUUCCGGUCGGUCGCGUCUGGUGGCAGCUGGUUGGCGUACAGCACAUCUGAGAGGGUCGUUGGCCUCAUCGCAUGGCCCCUGGUGGGCGACCCAGAGUUGAGCAUGGGCGUCAUCGCGCAUCCCGGCCGCGUGCUGGCGACGGCGGUGACCUACGACGGCCGGAAGCUGGUGACAGCGGGGGAGGGUGGCAUCAUCAACGUCUGGGACAUCGAUACAUCCGCCCUCGAGGCCCACGCCGCCGCCCUCUCUGCCGCCGCCGCGCGCGCCCCGCCGCCGUCGCUGCCGGCCGCCCCCGACGGCGCGGGCACCGGCGCCGCAGCGGCGCUGUCUGGCGCUGACGUGGCGGCGACAGGCGCUGACGUGGAGCGGUGGGCGACGCUGGUGGGCGAUGCGGGGCUGGUGGAGGAGCUGCGGGACGCGUUCUGCUACGUGCAGCUCCGCGAGGCCGAGGCGGCGCGGGCGGCGGCCGGGGCGUUUGGCGGCGCGGGCGCCGGCGCCGGCGUGGCUCUGACGGGGCGCGUCCCCUCGUCGGCGCUGCCAGACCUGAUGCGCAUCGCCGGCUUUUACCCAUCAGAGGCUGAGGUGGCGGCGCUCAUGGCGCACGUGCGCUUCCUGGCAGGGCUGCAGGCAGAUGCUGACGCGCCGGCGCCGGCGCCGGCUGCCACAGGAUCCGCGGCGGGCGCUGCGGGAAGCGGAGAGCGACGUCCGGCGUCCGGCGCCCGCGCGGCCGGCACAGGGGCGGUGCGGCAGCAGCAGCAGCAGCAGCAGCAGCAGCAGCAGCAGCAGCAGCAGCAGCAGCAGCAGCAGCAGCCCGCAGCGGAUGCAGGGGGCCAUACGGCGGGCACAGACGGCCACGGCCAAGCGGGAGAGCAUGCAGCUGCAGACUUGGAUGAGGGUGUGGACUUUGGGACCUUUUUGGCGCUGUACGUAAACCACCGGCCCCUGGGCGGCGUCACCCAAGCCGACAUCGACGCCGCGUUCGCCGCACUCGGCGCGGACGCGUCGCCGGCGGGCGCGCUGGGCGGGCGGCAGCUCGCUGAGGCGCUGCAGCGGGGCGGGGAGUCCAUGGGCGCGGCGGAGCUGGGGCGGGUGCUGCAGGUGCUGACGGCAGCCGCGCCGGCGGCGGAGGCCCUGGGGGACCGGGUGACGGCGCUGUCUUUUGCCUGUGACGUCCUGGGGUUUGGUGCGGCGCGGCAGGAGUGA
Messenger RNA from Monoraphidium neglectum, 3150 nucleotides. RefSeq lists its product as hypothetical. Gene Ontology annotation, cellular component: motile cilium. Gene Ontology annotation, molecular function: protein binding. The transcript has 14 exons. The coding region runs from base 1 to 3150 and encodes 1049 amino acids. The record is from RefSeq and is a predicted model, not a curated record. Lineage: Eukaryota; Viridiplantae; Chlorophyta; Chlorophyceae; Sphaeropleales; Selenastraceae.